AUGCACGACCGGCCUCCGUCGGACGGCUCUCCGGCCUCUCCGGCCGCUGCCGCCCGCGUUGCUGCCGAUCCAGUCCCUCUCACGCUCAGCGAUACCCGCACAACCUACGACAACUUUGAGGUCGCCGGCUUUGGCCAGGCGCUCUCAUCAGCAAGUCACCCAGGCACCAACUCCUGGGCGUUUACGCUUGACUACGAAACCAUGCAGUGGAUGCAGCUCGAUCAAAACGGCGACGCCAACAGCUGGCCCCUGGGCGAGUUCCUUGCGCUCAGGAUGAGGCACGGAGCCAACGGAGCCAUCGCGCAUGCCCGCAUCGCGUGCGGCUCCGAGGUCUCCCGCCGAGACCGGCUCGGCGCGGCGCGUGGCCGCACGCCGCCGUCGAAAAGGCGAUAG
Messenger RNA from Emiliania huxleyi CCMP1516, 393 nucleotides. RefSeq lists its product as hypothetical. The record is from RefSeq and is a predicted model, not a curated record. Bases 1 to 393 code for a protein of 130 amino acids. NCBI's taxonomy places the organism in Eukaryota, Haptophyta, Isochrysidales, Noelaerhabdaceae. The transcript is spliced from 3 exons.